GCCGCCGCGAGGCGCCGGCCAGCGCGCGGGCAGGUGGAGCGGCGCGUGCGGCGCCGCUUUCGGGGCCGGUUCGGCGCGAUGAGCGCGACGAGCGCGGAGCUGGACGGCGUGUCGGUGCACUCCUCCUCCUCCUCCUCGGGCUCCCUGAGCUCGGCGGCGGGGCCGGCGCCGCGGCCGCUGUCGGCCAACGUGCGGCGGCUGCACCAGGCGCUGACGGCGCUGCUGAGCGAGGCGGAGCGGGAGCGCUUCAUCCUCUGCCUCAACGCCUACCACGGCCGCCGCAACGUCUGCGACCUGGUGCGCUCCCUCCGAGCCCUCCUCGACGGGCCCCGCCGCCGGCAGCUCCUGCCGCUGCUCCGCCUCGUCCUGCCGCGCUCCGACCAGCUCCUCUUCGACCAGUACACCGCCGAGGGGCCCUACCUGCCGCUGCCCGGCCGCCCCCCGCCCGCCCCCGCCCCGCCGCCGGUGGUCCCCGGCGAGCUGCGGCAGGUCACGCUGCGGCGGAGCAAAGCCCACGAGGGUCUGGGCUUCAGCAUCCGCGGCGGGGCCGAGCACGGCGUCGGGAUCUACGUGUCGCUGGUGGAGCCGGGCUCCCUGGCCGAGCGGGAGGGGCUGCGCGUCGGCGACCAGAUCCUGGGUGUCAACGGCAAGUCCUUGGACCGGGUGACCCACGCCGAGGCUGUCAAGGUACUGAAAGGCUGCAAGAAGCUGAACCUGUCUGUACAUUCGGUGGGACGCAUCCCCGGGGGCUAUGUCACCAACCACAUCUACACCUGGGUGGACCCGCAGGGCCGGAGCGUGUCCCCGCCGACCACGGGCCUGCCACACCACCAGAACAGCUCCCUCCGCAAGGACAGCGAGAAGAGGAGCCACCUCCAGCUCCUGCAAGAGGGAGACGAGAAGAAGGUGAAUCUGGUCCUGAAUGAAGGGAAAUCCCUGGGCCUCAUGAUCCGAGGAGGCGCAGAAUAUUCCCUGGGCAUCUACAUCACUGGUGUAGAUAAAGGCUCUGAGGCAGAGAGCACUGGCUUAAAGGUAGGAGACCAGAUCCUGGAAGUGAACGGCAGGAGCUUCCUCAGCAUCCCCCACGACGAGGCGGUGAAGCUGCUCAAGUCUUCCCGCCACCUCAUCAUGACGGUGAAGGACAUCGGGAGGCUGCCACACGCCCGCACCACCGUGGACGAGACCAGCUGGAUAGCAAGCUCCCAGAUCGGAGAGACCCUCGUCAACUCCGCAGGGGCAGUGGGCGACCAUGCUGCGGAGGCGGCAGCCAGGCCUGUGUUUUACCGGGGCCUGGCCGGCUCCCAGGUGACGCUGAGCAGCAUGGUGAACCAGACCCGCGUCAUGCUGGAGGAGCAGGCACGGCACCUGCUGAAUGAGCAGGAGCGGGCGACCAUGGGGUACUACCUUGAUGAGUAUAAGGAAGGCAACAUCUCCGUGGAUGCUCUGGUCAUGGCACUCUUCGAGCUACUCAACACACAUGCUAAGUUCUCACUGCUUUCAGAGGUGCGGGGUGUGAUCUCCCCGCAAGACCUCGACCGCUUCGACAACCUGGUGCUGAAGAGAGAGAUCGAGUCCAUGAAGGCCCGACAGCUCUCUGGGGCCAGCGCUGGCACCGACUCCUACUCUAUGAUGUCCUACAGUGACACCGUCUCUUCUUCCAGCAGCCACUUCACUGCCACAACCGUCAGCUCAGCCCGGGAGCGGCUCUUGUGGCUAAUAGACCUGAUGGAGAACACAUCAGAAUUGGAGGGAGGUGGAGACGGCCACCAAAGUAGCAUCAACCCCCUGCCGGACAUCUCCCUGGAUGAUCUCUCCUCCUUCCCAGAUGAACCACCCAACUUCAAGCCUCCGCCUCCUCCUUCGGCCUCUCAGAUGCUGGACCCCUCUGCUGCCCAGCACAGGAACCCAGAGAAAGACAAGCCCAAGCGCCCUUCCUCCGAGUCCUCUCAGUCAGGCCUCUUUUUCGUGGCCCCCCGAAACCCCACGCCCCCUCCCAGCCACCCCGAGAAGGACACAGUCAGCAUGACCUCCACUGCUACCACAUCCACCGAGGAGUCUGCCCCCAGCGCUAUCUACGCUACCAUUUCCCCAGCCCUGCACAGCUCCAGGAGGCCAAUGGAUGCCCAGCUCGCCUUGGUCAGCCAACACCCCAUCGGGCCCUUCCCGCGGGUCCAGUCGCCCACGAGGUUGAAGAGCCCACCCCCCGACGGCCCUGCAGCCGGUGGGCUUCAGAGCCCCCCUUCCCCAUCCCCUCCUCCUCCCCCAGCCCACCCGGCCCCCCCUCCGCCGGAGAAGGGCAGCCCACAGGCCGUGGCCAACCAGCAUUUCAUCAUGGUGGAGGUGCACCAACCCAACAGCGAGCCCGACGUCAAUGAAGUGAGGCCCUUGCCCCAGGCCAGAGGUGGGUGUCAUGUUAGCAGCCGCCGGGUGAAAAAAACCUUCUCUGGGGUUUACCUCGAGAGAAGAACGGGCGAAGAGCCACAUCUGAAGGGUAGAGAGUGGGGGAGCUGGAAAAGGGAGAGCUGCAUCAAGCUGCAGGUCCCUGCACAAGCAGUGGGCUUGGUUGCCAGGGAGGGACUGCGAGGGCAAACAUCCUGAUUUUGGUUCAAACUCCGAGUCAGGAGGGAAGGGUAAAAGCCGCAGAGCCUGGGUCGGUGUGGCAACAUUUGGUAGCUGUGUGUUCAUUUGGGUUUUUUUCCCCCUGAGGUGAAUUUUCAAUGGCAGAAAAUCUAGGAAACAUAUAAAGCCCUUCGGUGUUAGCAGCAGUAGUGGUGUUAGUCUCUGAGACAAAGCUCUCAGCCCUGGGUUUUGGAAAACCUGCGAGGCCCAGGGCCAGGGCAGCCAGCUCCCCAUCGCCAUUCAGCACACUCUUCAACGCCUCCCUGGUUUUCCAGUGCAAUUCAGACUGACCUUUGCUUAAAGCCUGAGCUCUGCCGGGUGGUGGUUGAUUGCAACUUCUCUCUUGUGUGGGCUUCGCUGUGUUAGUUAAUAAAAUCUGCUUCCACUGGAGUUUUAAAAGAAAAAAAAAAAAUAAUUCUGGGGUUUUCCCAUUAGCUCCAGAUUUUGGAAAAAAAAAAAAAAAAAAAAGUCUGAGUGUGCUUGGGAGUCAGAUUUAUGCUAAACAUAUGCUGGGAAAAAGUGGAAGGGAGGGAGGAGCGUGCUGGGUUCCGGAGGUCCCUCGGCAAAGGGCUCUGGUCCAGCGGGAGUGGGAAGGGUGUUCCUGGCUCUCUGGGGGGGGCUGGGGGUACCCGCAGCACCCCCGAGCCCCUGUGAGUCCCCCCUUCCCCCGGAAUGGCCCGUUUGCCUCCGUGGGACGCGAUGCGAGUGGCAUUGUCGCCCUCCUGCGGCACCGUCCUCCUGCUGCAAUUAAUUCCUUCGCCUCCGGGGAACGGCUGAGGGGCUGGGGUGCCUGGCUCUGCCCGGGGGGUGUCAGCAGUGUGACCCCCAACUCCCCCCAAGGCCCAGAGCCGAGUUCCCGGACCAUCAGCCCUCUCUGCAGGUGCUGUCGUACCGUUGUUCCUGACGCUCAUUUCCAGAGGCAGAGGCUUGAUCAGAGUCUUCAUCCUCGAAGGGGAGAAAGCUCCUACCUGGCAGCUCCUCUUUGCUCGGGUCUGUCCCCAUCUCCUCCCAGACCCUGGUGCUGAGCAUGGGCUGGCUCAAACUGGCCUGCAGCAGCAUCCCUGAACUCACCACCCUCUCCCUCCGUCCCAGUUCAGGAUCUGAGAUGGAUCCUGGACCUAGAUUUGGGGCCGCUUGUUCCUUUGAUGCUCCCUGUGCACAACUCUGCUCUUUUGGAGUGUGGGAACCCCUCUCUCAAGUCCAGGUCUAAAUGCCAGGGAACCUGCCCAGCCCUGGGAGUGGGUGAGAUGUCCUCCCUCCCACCCGCACGUGGCCCUGUGGGUUCUCGGCCGGCCGCAGAGCCGUGC
This is a messenger RNA of Tyto alba (common barn owl), 3926 nucleotides long. It is a transcript of the gene WHRN, whose product is annotated as whirlin. The transcript is spliced from 10 exons. Gene Ontology annotation, molecular function: protein binding. Gene Ontology annotation, cellular component: plasma membrane; cilium; photoreceptor inner segment. The record is from RefSeq and is a predicted model, not a curated record. The coding region runs from base 79 to 2598 and encodes 839 amino acids. Gene Ontology annotation, biological process: sensory perception of sound; auditory receptor cell stereocilium organization. Lineage: Eukaryota; Metazoa; Chordata; Aves; Strigiformes; Tytonidae.